UUUAACAAAAUAAGGAGGGAGCGAGGAUGCAAUGCGUGCUUAACAAUGGCGGCACGCCGGUACGAAACUAUAUACUGAAGAUUUGAAAUUAGCGUCCGAUUGAUUUCAGCUUGGGACGGACCUAACAAUAGAUCUCUAUUUUGCCAGGAGGUCUGUUUGUUCAACACUAUCAGCAACUCUUGCUCGAUCCUUCAAUUAUGGGCAAAGCUUCAAGAGAUAAGAGGGAUAUAUACUACCGUAAAGCAAAAGAAGAAGGUUGGCGAGCUCGAAGUGCAUUUAAACUUCUUCAGAUAGAUGAGGAAUUUAACAUAUUUGAAGGAGUCAAGCGAGUGGUGGAUUUAUGUGCAGCCCCUGGUAGCUGGAGCCAGGUCCUUAGUAGGAAAUUAUAUCUCCCAGCUAAGCUUUCUUCUGUUUCUAACUUGCUUCACAGGGAUGGCGAUCUUCCACUUAUUGUUGCUAUCGAUUUGCAACCGAUGGCCCCAAUUGAGGGUGUUAUUCAAGUACAGGGUGAUAUAACAAAUGCUAGGACCGCUGGAGUGGUCAUUAGGCAUUUUGAUGGGUGUAAGGCUGACCUGGUGGUUUGUGAUGGUGCUCCUGAUGUUACUGGUCUUCAUGACAUGGACGAAUUUGUUCAGUCCCAGCUCAUACUAGCUGGUCUAACAAUAGUUACCCACGUUCUUAGAGAAGGUGGUAAGUUCAUAGCAAAGAUAUUCCGUGGAAAGGAUACAAGCCUUUUGUAUUGUCAGCUGAAGUUAUUUUUCCCUGUAGUGACUUUUGCAAAACCAAAAAGCAGCCGCAACUCCAGUAUAGAGGCAUUUGCAGUUUGUGAGAACUAUUCCCCUCCUGAAGGUUUCAACCCAAAAGAUCUGCAUCGCCUACUAGAAAAGGUGGGAAGUCCGUCAGKAGGAGAUGACUUAGAUUGCAGUAGUGGGUGGCUGGAAGGUCCCAAUAAAGUUUACAUACCGUUUCUUGCCUGUGGGGACCUCAGUGGAUAUGACUCCGACCGUUCAUACCCACUKCCCAGAGGUGCCGAGGGCGCUUAUCGGAGCUUAGAUCCUGUGCAGCCCCCGAUCGCCCCUCCUUACAAGAGGGCUCUAGAAAUGAAGAAAGCUUCCAGUCAAGGAGGUCGAKAACUUGAAAAACUUUCCUCGGAUUCCUGAUUAUGCUAUUCAAUGUUAGUUAGAUAACAAAAAAAAAAAAAGCUGUUUUGGAUGGACCGGUAAUUAUUAAGAAACAGCAAUCAUUUGUCCCUCCCCCCCYCUCUCUCUCUCUCGUUUAAAGUGAUGAUUUCUCUGUCCUAUUUAUGUAAAGAGUUUUGGCUGAGGAUAUUGAUUUUGAUUCCUUUAAUUUGAAAUAUAUGAAGAUAACGGAGAUGUAUUAUGAUUUUGAUUA
Molecule: messenger RNA, 1392 nt
Organism: Momordica charantia (bitter melon)
Lineage: Eukaryota; Viridiplantae; Streptophyta; Magnoliopsida; Cucurbitales; Cucurbitaceae
Product: S-adenosyl-L-methionine-dependent methyltransferases superfamily protein
Biological process (GO): tRNA methylation; cytoplasmic translation
Cellular component (GO): cytoplasm
Molecular function (GO): tRNA methyltransferase activity
Source: RefSeq, a predicted model, not a curated record